Apis dorsata (giant honeybee) is the source of this 1791-nucleotide messenger RNA. It is a transcript of the gene Bx42, whose product is annotated as puff-specific protein Bx42. Gene Ontology annotation, cellular component: spliceosomal complex. NCBI's taxonomy places the organism in Eukaryota, Metazoa, Arthropoda, Insecta, Hymenoptera, Apidae. Gene Ontology annotation, biological process: mRNA splicing, via spliceosome. The record is from RefSeq and is a predicted model, not a curated record. The coding region runs from base 138 to 1766 and encodes 542 amino acids. The transcript has 10 exons.
GUUCUAGGGAAUUUUUUUACAGUGAUGCAUUAUUUUUUAACUUAUAUCUAUUUUCGUUGUUAUGAUAAGUAACUUGCUUAGUACAUACAUAAAUGUUCCCAUAAUAAGUGAUAUUACUACGUUUUACGAUUAAUGAAAUGUCGCUAACAAGUUUAUUACCUGCACCAUCGCAGGUUGUAUGGGACAGAGAGGAUGAAGCACGAGAACAAAAAUUACGGCAAAGACCUGUAUCUGCUCUUGUUAAAGCAGUUAUUACUGCUCCACCAUAUGGUCAACGUAAAGGAUGGGUACCAAGAAAUCCAGAAGAUUUUGGAGAUGGUGGAGCAUUCCCAGAAAUUCAUGUGGCCCAAUAUCCACUUGGAAUGGGAAUGAAAGGAAAAGAAACAACCAGUAAUGCUUUAGCAGUUCAGCUUGAUGCUCAGGGGAAAGUGAAAUAUGAUGUUAUUGCUAGACAAGGUCAUUCUAAAGAUAAGAUUGUUUAUAGUAAAUUGAGUGACUUAUUACCUUCAGAAAUUACAAGUGAAGAAGAUCCUAGUUUACAGCGUCCACCAAAUGAAGAGAUUGAGGAACUGACAGAGAAAACUAAGAAAGCUUUGGAAAAAAUAACAAGAUCAAAAAUAGCUGCAGCAAUGCCAGUAAGAUGUGCAGAGAAACAAGCACCAGCACAAUAUAUUCGAUACACACCAUCACAACAAGGACAAUCAUUUAAUUCUGGAGCUAAACAGAGAGUAAUUAGAAUGGUUGAAGCUCAGAUAGAUCCUUUAGAACCACCUAAAUUUAAAAUUAACAAGAAAAUACCACGAGGACCUCCAUCACCUCCAGCACCUGUUAUGCACUCGCCUACAAGGAAAGUAACAGUAAAAGAACAGAAAGAAUGGAAAAUACCACCUUGUAUUAGUAAUUGGAAGAAUGCAAAAGGAUAUACAAUACCUCUUGAUAAACGUCUAGCUGCAGACGGUCGUGGAUUGCAACAGGUUCACAUAAAUGAAAAUUUUGCUAAGCUAGCCGAGGCUCUUUAUAUCGCAGAUAGAAAAGCUCGAGAAGCAGUAGAGAUGCGAGCACAGCUUGAGAAAAAAUUAGCUCAAAAAGAAAAAGAAAAGAAAGAAGACCAUUUAAGACAAUUAGCUCAAAAAGCCAGAGAAGAGCGUGCUGGAUUGAAAUCAGCUGCAAUGGAAAAAUCGGAAGAGUCACGGGAAAGAGAUCAACUUAGACAAGAACGACAUAAAGAUCGAGCUCGAGAGCGGAACUUAGCGCGUGCUGCACCUGAUAAGCGUUCUAGAUUGCAACGUGAAAGAGAACGAGAUAUCAGUGAACAGAUUGCACUUGGUUUACCAGCAAAAAGUAUUCCAAAUAGUGGAGAAGCACAAUUCGAUCAACGAUUAUUUAAUACUAGCAAAGGAAUGGAUAGUGGAUUUGGUCAUGAUGACGAAUAUAAUGUUUAUGAUAAACCCUGGAAAGAUUCUAACUCUAUUGGUUCGCAUAUAUAUCGUCCCAGUAAAAAUAUCGAUAAAGAUACUUAUGGGGAUGAUUUGGAAAAGCUUGUUAAGACGAACAGGUUUGUUCCGGAUAAGGAAUUCAGUGGAACUGAUAGAUCGACGACACGAUCAGGGCCAGUUCAGUUUGAGAAAGACGAAGAAGAUCCUUUUGGUUUAGAUCAGUUCUUGAAGCAAGCCAAACGUGCAAGCAGUUCUACUACUACAACUACAAAACGUAAAGAUGAACGGGAACAACGGAGAGAUGAUCGUGAUAAACGAAGGAAACAUUAAAUUUUCUUACAAUUUGAUUUUUCCU